AUGUCAACGCCUUCCACGGCUACUGCAACCCAUCCUUCUCGCCAGCAUUACGGCUAUCCCCAUUCCUCAUAUCAAGCGCCUACUGGCUAUUCAGCUCCCUCUAACGCUGCAGGGGCUCGAAUCUCCAAUCAAUACCCUUACCCUGUUCCCUCUCCCACAUCCACAACCACUCUUCCUUACACUCCUUCUUCGAGAGUCGCGCCAGCAGCCUCGACGCCAUCCGGUAUGACAUCUCAUCAGAGCGGCUCCAGUUCCGCCCCAUCACAAGGAGGUCGGAGAAAGAAACCUGAUUGGGGCGAAUUCUACAAGAAUGGCAUCCCCAAGGAGGUCAUUGUGAUUGACGACAGUCCCGAGCCUGAAUCUUCAAAAGCGACUAAUCCUCCAGGUCAGCGUGCCAAUGCAGCCCAGUCAAAAGUGACUCAACCUGCGAACAAGAGGCGACGCACGGGAAUUGAGACUGCCCAUGACUUGGGCCAUGACCGACCGUCUUACUCAAUCAACCCCCAGCAUUUUGGACCAGAUUCCUCAAAUUCUCUAUCAACAGAUAGAACUACAUCCCUACACACCACUGCCCCCACCUCACUUGGCUCUCAAGGGAGUGCAGGCGCCAGUAACGGAUACGGUCAGGAUGGUACCACGACUGGUCAAAAGCGCAAGCGCACUACCCGGAAAUCCACUCGAGAUGAGCAAAAGCGUAUCGAACUUGAGAACGCUGGGGAUGCUUUUCUUAGCUACAUCCCCCCACCUCAACCUAUCAUCAAAUCCAAGGAUGUUCCAGUGCCUGUCAUUCGUGAUAGCGCUGCCUCGCGCCAAGACAAAUUCGACGACGACGAUGGCCACUAUAUCGUGACUCCUGACACCCCAUUGACUGACAGAUAUUCCAUCAUAAAGUUGCUGGGACAAGGAACCUUUGGUAAGGUGGUCGAAGCAUAUGAUAAACAGCGAAAAUCGCGAUGUGCAGUCAAGAUUAUUCGUUCCAUCCAAAAAUAUCGAGAUGCAUCUCGCAUUGAGCUGCGAGUACUAUCCACUCUGGCAUCAAACGAUAAAACCAACCGCAACAAGUGCAUUCAUCUUCGAGACUGUUUUGACUUCCGGAAUCACAUCUGCAUUGUGACCGAUCUACUCGGCCAGAGUGUCUUCGACUUCUUGAAAGGCAACGCAUUUGUUCCCUUUCCAAGCAGUCACAUUCAAAGCUUUGCUCGCCAGCUAUUCACGAGUGUUGCUUUCCUCCAUGACCUGAACCUCAUCCACACUGAUCUGAAACCCGAAAACAUUCUGCUUGUCAAGAGUGCUUACCAGACCUUCACUUACUGCCGUACCAUCCCCUCUUCUACCAGUGCCAAUCACCGCGUUGCUCGCCAACGUCGGGUCUUGUUGGACAGUGAAAUUCGACUCAUUGACUUUGGAUCUGCCACAUUUGAUGAUGAAUACCACUCUUCAGUUGUUUCCACGCGGCAUUACCGGGCUCCUGAGAUUAUUCUGAACCUGGGCUGGAGCUUCCCUUGUGAUAUCUGGAGUAUUGGGUGCAUUCUAGUGGAAUUCUUCACCGGCGAUGCACUCUUCCAGACUCACGACAAUUUGGAACACUUGGCGAUGAUGGAGGCAGUGAUCGGUCAGAAGAUCGAUGCGAAAUUGGUACGGCAGGUGAUGAGUGGCCGAGCUGGGAGUCACAACUCAGCAAACAAGUACUUUUUGAAGAACAAACUUGACUAUCCCAAUUCGGAAACAAGUCGGGCUUCUCGGAAGUAUGUUCGAGCGAUGAAGGAUUUGCCGGAGUUUAUACCUGUCACAACGCCAUUCAACCGAUCUUUCCUGGAUCUUUUGCGUCGGAUCUUUCUUUAUGAUCCAAAGAGCCGGAUCACAGCCAAGGAGGCAUUAAAACACCCAUGGUUCAAGGAGAGUUUGAUUGACGAUGGCACAGAAGCACAUCGACUCGGCAACGAAAUGCUUCGUAAUGCCGGCAUGCUCUGA
Messenger RNA from Penicillium taxi, 1971 nucleotides. Its product is annotated as putative protein kinase (Lkh1). The record is from RefSeq and is a predicted model, not a curated record. Gene Ontology annotation, biological process: protein phosphorylation. Lineage: Eukaryota; Fungi; Ascomycota; Eurotiomycetes; Eurotiales; Aspergillaceae. Gene Ontology annotation, molecular function: protein kinase activity; ATP binding. The coding region runs from base 1 to 1971 and encodes 656 amino acids. The transcript has 6 exons. Gene Ontology annotation, cellular component: nucleus.